Messenger RNA from Grus americana (Whooping crane), 3749 nucleotides. It is a transcript of the gene MMEL1, whose product is annotated as membrane metalloendopeptidase like 1. Gene Ontology annotation, cellular component: plasma membrane. Gene Ontology annotation, biological process: protein processing. The record is from RefSeq and is a predicted model, not a curated record. Bases 598 to 2919 code for a protein of 773 amino acids. The transcript has 23 exons. Gene Ontology annotation, molecular function: metalloendopeptidase activity. NCBI's taxonomy places the organism in Eukaryota, Metazoa, Chordata, Aves, Gruiformes, Gruidae.
GAGCGGAGCUCGUGCUGCUCGCAGGCUCGGAGUGCCCAGCCCUGUCUGCUGCUGUCAUGCAAUCCCUCCUCCCCCUGCUGCUCAGGAGCAUUUGCCUGGAGCUGGGAACCGCGCUCGCCUGAGCUCCGAAGUUUGAGCAUGGCUCUGAGAAGACCAAGAACCUGGAGGUCACAAACUCCUGCGGAGCUGGAAGCUGACACGUGUUCUAGGAGCUGUCUACUUUCCAAACCCUUCACCUCUGCUAAGGACAGGGCAGACGCUCAAAGGCACGCACACCUGGAAGGAUCUCUUUUUGGAUUCUACUGCUGUUAACAGAGCUCUGCAGACCUACUCAUAUCCACAGAGGGGAAAAAAAGAGGAAAAUUCUUCAAAACAGCAAGACGCUUUUGAAGUGGGGAGUGGAAGGAGGCAGUUUUUCCCCUCCUUCCCCGUUUGCAAGAAAGGAGUUGCCCAACCUGGUCAUGAGACUUUUCCAUACUUCCCCAAAGCAGGCUCCUGAAGUUAUGCCACUGCACCACUGAGAGCCUAGGGUAGCCUAGUCCGGAACAGCCCCCCAGCAGCACACCCCGAGUGCAGACAACCUGGUGGGCACAGGAGAUGGAGAAUGAGGUUGGCAAAUCUGUGGACAAUCAAAUGGAUAAAUACAUAGUUACAAUAAUGGGGAAAUCAGAAAGUCAAAUGGAUAUUGUGGAAAAAUCAACAAAAUCUGGGAAGAAACCCUGGAACUUUGUGGCAAUCGGUCUGGCUGUCUUGCUGCUCCUCAUGACUUGUGCAGUGGUCGCCCUGGUGAUCCUGUAUGCCAGCAGCAGAGGCACUCACUAUGGCACCAAUUCAGGCAACAUGUGUACCACGCCUGGGUGUGUUACAGCAGCUGCUAGAAUAAUUCAGAAUAUGGACCCAACAGCUGACCCUUGCAAGGAUUUCUACCAGUAUGCCUGUGGGGGCUGGCUGAACCGGCACGUUAUCCCAGAAACUAGCUCCAGAUACAGCAUUUUUGACAUCCUGAGAGAUGAGCUGGAGAUCAUCCUAAAAGGUGUGCUGGAGACUUCAGAUCAAGGGGACAGAGAAGCAUUUCAGAAAGCUAAAAUACUUUACAAGUCAUGCAUGAAUGAGAGUCUUAUAGAGCAACGAGGUUCAUUACCUCUGCUAGAGGCCUUAGCGAUGGUUGGAGAUUGGCCAGUGGCUUCUGCAGACUGGAAUAAGACCAAAGAGCCAAAUUGGAGCAUGGAAGAAAAACUCUCCAUAAUGAACUCCAGAUUUAACAAACGUGUCCUCAUUGACAUGUUUGUAUGGAAUGAUGACCGGGAUUCCAGCAGGCACAUCAUUUAUAUUGACCAGCCAAGUUUAGGAAUGCCAUCCAGGGAUUACUACUUUAAUGGGGGCAACUAUCAAAGAGUGAGAGAAGCUUAUCUGCAGUUCAUGAUCACUGUUGCCAAAAUAAUCCGGGAAGACAAGAAUAUGUCUAAAGAUGAUUCCUUUGUCCAGGAAGAAAUGGCAAAGGUUAUGGAGCUUGAAACAGAGAUUGCAAACGCAACUACCCCAGCAGAAGAAAGGCAUGAUGUAACCUUGUUGUACAACAAAAUGACCUUAAAAGAGCUACAGGAAAAGUUUGCAUUGAAUGAAUUUAACUGGACAUUCUUCAUCCAAGGUGUCAUGUCUUCAGUAAGUAUUCAAGUUGACCCAGAAGAAGAGGUUGUUGUAUAUGGCAUGCCCUAUCUGCAAGAGCUGAAAGCAAUUAUCUCAAAGUACUCAGCAAGCACCAUCCAGAACUACCUCAUUUGGCGAUUGGUAAUUGAUCGAGUCAGCAGCUUGAGUCGGCGUUUCAAGGAUGCUCGGGCCAGCUACAGGAAGACACUUUAUGGGACAACACUGGAAGAAGCCCGAUGGAGGGAGUGUGUGAGUUAUGUCAACAACAACAUGGAGAACGCACUGGGAGCGAUGUACGUCAGGGAGACAUUUGCUGGUGAGAGCAAGAGGAUGGUCCGAGAUUUAAUAGAUAAGAUUCGGGAAGUGUUCAUCGAAACAUUAGAUGAGUUACAGUGGAUGGAUGAGGCAUCUAAAGUGAAAGCUCGUGAGAAGGCAAUGGCAAUUAAAGAACAAAUCGGCUAUCCAGAUUAUAUUUUGGAAGAUCAGAAUGAAAAACUAGAUCAGGAAUAUGCCAAUUUAAACUUCAGUGAACACAAUUACUUCGAAAACAUUCUGGAAAACCUGAGAGCUGGAGCCCAAAAGAGCUUGAAAAAGCUUCGAGAGAGAGUUGACCAAGAUAUAUGGAUAAUUGGAGCUGCGGUGGUCAAUGCAUUCUAUUCCCCCAAUCGGAACCAGAUAGUUUUUCCUGCUGGGAUUCUACAGCCCCCCUUCUUCAGCAAACACCAACCACAAGCCCUGAACUUCGGAGGGAUCGGAAUGGUUAUUGGGCAUGAAAUUACUCAUGGGUUUGAUGACAAUGGUAGGAAUUUUGAUAAAGAUGGAAAUAUGUUUGACUGGUGGAGCAAUUUCUCAGCGAUGCAUUUCAAGGAGCAGUCUCGUUGCAUGGUUUAUCAGUAUGGGAACUACACAUGGGAGCUGGCUGGAGGACAAAAUGUCAGUGGAAUAAGCACAUUAGGAGAAAAUAUUGCAGAUAAUGGAGGAGUCCGACAGGCUUAUAAGGCCUACUUAAAGUGGCUGGAACGGGAAGGGAAGGAGCCAAAGUUGCCCGGACUGAAUCUGUCCCACAAACAGCUUUUCUUCCUCAACUUUGCCCAGGUUUGGUGUGGUUCCUACAGACCAGAAUAUGCUAGCCAGGCAAUAAAGACAGAUGUUCACAGCCCUCUGAAAUACAGGGUGAUGGGAUCUUUGCAGAACUUUGAAGCGUUCUCAGAGGCGUUCCACUGUAAAAAAGGCACAGCCAUGCAUCCUGCAGAGAAAUGCAGAGUGUGGUAACCAAAAAGAACGCUGGCAAGAAUGACACAUACUCUGGUCACACAACAAACAGUUCUUGCCAACGAUGUGCCUGAUGUUCUCCCAUUCAGUCCCAGCCAAGGCUAAUGGUGCAGCUACUGUAGUGAGAACCAAGGAAGCUACGGCACUCGCGCUCUUACAGUUCCACUGGGAAGCACGCAGGUAUCGCGGUGACUGACGGGCUGUGCUGAAAGCCACAGCGUGCGCCAGGACAGAAAUGACUGUUUCAGAUUACAUCCUGACUGUUAUUAAGAUACUGCAUCAGGGUUACAAAGACUAAUUCUUAAAUAAAAAGCAAAACCAACAAACAACUACAUUUCUAUUUUUCAGCAAGGAACAAUGAUUUUAAUAUGUCUUACAACUAUGCCUUUUGAGACUCAGCACACCCAUUUCAGAUGUUUCACUGAACUGUUUUCCAGUAUUCUGAUCCAGUUUCUGGUGCAUUCUUCCCAAAUUCAGGUUAGAGCUAGUUUAAACUCUCACGCUGUCUGUAUACUUGCACUUUGAUUACUGCUUUGUUGUAAGAGAUUGCUAUUUGUCUCGAUCCGUUACCAAGUGAGCUGCGUGUUAAGAUGCCUUUGGGCUGCUAACUUAACGCAAAGCUGCACUCUCCUUCUGCACUUGAGUUCCUCUGCUCCAAAGAACAACUGUAACGUGACAUUAAAGUGAGGUAUUACUAGAUAGAAAGAUUACAUUUUUAGGAGUACAAAUUCUGUUGUUAUGGUUAAAAUGACAGGGUCCCUCCCUUCAGAGAUAUAUUCAAAAUUAUGCUUAUUCUUGUAGAAAGUGUAUAAAAUACUUUUUGCCAAAUA